This is a messenger RNA of Camellia sinensis, 3506 nucleotides long. RefSeq names its product Pentatricopeptide repeat (PPR) superfamily protein. The record is from RefSeq and is a predicted model, not a curated record. NCBI's taxonomy places the organism in Eukaryota, Viridiplantae, Streptophyta, Magnoliopsida, Ericales, Theaceae. Gene Ontology annotation, biological process: RNA modification. Gene Ontology annotation, molecular function: RNA binding; protein binding; zinc ion binding.
ACAAACCAAGGAACACUUCGCCAGCGAGAUCAACACCGUCUCUUUCGCCCUUGCCUCCGGGUUUUCAGUGCCCAAGCCCUCCUCGUCGAGUGUCCUCCUCACAACCAGUGACAAAAAUCAUGAUUCCUACGACAAGAUCAAAACCAUGAUUUCUAACCGAUACAGACAUGAAGAAUGCUACUGCUGCUGCCUCCACAUCCAUAAACCUCAUCAAAAGCCUCCGUGAAUCUGACAUUCGCUCUGUGGCCAACUGUUACGCUGCCCAGCUUCAACUAUGCUGCCCACAUAGUUCCACCUCCUAUUCCCUCGCCCGUUGCGUCCAUGCCCACAUGAUUACUUCUGGGUUCAGGCCACGCGGCCACAUCCUCAACCGUUUGAUCGAUAUCUAUUGCAAAUCGUCUUAUCUUGUCUACGCUCACCACUUGUUCGACAAAAUUCCCGAACCAGACAUUGUUGCAAGAACGACGAUGAUUGCUGCAUACUCCGCUGCUGGUAACCCAGAGUUGGCCCGAGAGAUAUUUAGAAGAACCCCGUUAAGUGUUCGGGACACUGUUUGCUACAAUGCCAUGAUCACAGGCUAUUCACAUAAUAAUGACGGUCAUGCUGCUAUUGAACUCUUUCGUGACAUGAAGCAGGAUGAUUUUGAGCCUGAUAAUUACACUUUCACUAGCAUACUUGCUGCUUUGGCACUCAUUGCUGAUCAAGAAACUCAUUGCCAGCAGCUACAUUGUGCAGUUGCGAAAUCAGGAACUGGGUUGGUCACUUCAGUAGUAAAUGCCCUUAUAUCGGUUUAUGUGAAGUGUGCCUCUUCACCAUUAGCAUCUUCAUCAUUAUUGAUGGCUGCAGCCAAGAAGUUAUUUGAUGAGAUGCGUGUGAGAGAUGAGUUGUCAUGGACAACAAUCAUUACAGGUUAUGUGAGGAAUGGUGAUCUUGAUGCAGCUCGUCAAGUUUUUGAUGGGAUGAAUGAAAAAUUGGUGGUUGCAUGGAAUGCGAUGAUUUCAGGUUACGUGCAUAAUAGUUUCGUGCCUGAAGCAUUGGAAAUGUUCAGAAAGAUGCAUUUAUCAGGGAUAAAGCAUGAUGAGUUUACAUACACAAGUGUUCUUAGCGCUUGUGCUAAUGCUGGAUUGUUCCUCCAUGGAAAGCAGGUGCACGCUUACAUUCUACGGAUGGAAAAACUUUCACAGGAUGUUUCAUUGUCUGUGAAUAAUGCAUUGAUUACCUUGUAUUGGAAAUGUGGCAAAGUUGAUGAAGCCCGGUUGAUUUUUAGUAGCAUGCCCACAAGAGACCUUGUUUCAUGGAAUGCAAUUUUAUCAGCGUAUGUGAAUGCUGGGCGAAUUAAUGAAGCUAGGUCUUUUUUUACUGAGAUGCCAGAGAGAAACCUUUUGACAUGGACCGUUAUGAUAUCAGGACUUGCACAGAAUGGGUUUGGGGAAGAAGGUCUGAAGCUGUUUAGCCAGAUGAAGUUAGAGGGGCUCAAGCCAUGUGAUUAUGCAUUUGCAGGAGCUAUUACUUCUUGUGCUGCGCUUGCAGCAUUGGAGCAUGGACGCCAGCUCCAUGCUCAGCUUGUCCGGUUUGGUUUUGAUUCAAGCCUCUCAGCUGGUAAUGCACUAAUAACAAUGUAUGCUAGAUGUGGUGUUGUUGAGGCUGCACACUGUGUGUUUCUAACAAUGCCUUAUGUGGAUUCGGUAUCUUGGAAUGCCAUGAUUGCUGCUUUGGGGCAGCAUGGACAUGGUGCUCAAGCUCUAGAACAUUUCGAACAGAUGUUGAAGGAAAACAUAUUACCUGAUCGGAUAACCUUCCUCACAGUUCUCUCCACUUGUAGCCAUGCAGGUCUAGUUAAACAAGGACGUAAUUAUUUCAAUUCCAUGUAUAAACUAUAUGGUAUAAGUCCAGGUGAAGAUCACUAUGCCCGUCUAAUUGAUUUGUUGUGUCGAGCUGGAAAAAUCUCUGAAGCAAAAGACGUGGUCCAGACUAUGCCUUUUGAGCCAGGUGCUCCAAUUUGGGAGGCUCUGCUUUCUGGUUGCCGGAUUCAUGGGAACAUGGAUGUGGGGAUCGAGGCUGCAGAACGACUGUUUGAGCUGAUGCCACAACAUGAUGGAACUUACAUACUUUUGUCAAACAUGUAUGCCAAUGUGGGCCGGUGGGAUAGCGUGGCCAAAGUGCGGAAGUUGAUGAGGGACCGAGGGGUGAAGAAGGAGCCCGGUUGUAGUUGGGUUGAGGUUGAAAGCAGUGUACAUGUAUUCUUGGUGGAUGACACAGUGCACCCUGAGGUGCAAGCAGUGUACAACUAUCUUGAAGAGCUGGGACUGAAGAUGAGGAAAUUAGGAUAUGUUCCUGACACCAAAUAUGUGUUGCAUGAUAUGGAAUCUGAACAAAAAGAGUAUGCUUUAUCUACUCACAGUGAGAAGCUUGCAGUUGCAUUUGGGCUCCUGAAGCUUCCACUUGGAGCCACGGUUAGGGUCUUCAAGAACCUUAGGAUCUGUGGGGACUGCCAUAAUGCAUUCAAGUUCAUGUCAAAGGUGGUAGCAAGAGAAAUCAUUGUGAGAGAUGGAAAGAGGUUUCACCAUUUUAGGAAUGGUGAUUGCUCUUGUGGCAAUUACUGGUGAGCCAAGUUUUUGUGAGAAUUGAUUAUCUACCUCGGACAGUUAAGGCGGAAAUGCGCUGGGGAGUUAUCUGAAGCGGAGGCAUACCACGGAAUGAUGGAAAAGCCGCUGAUCUUUUUCUUUAAGAGAAGAAGCUUGAGAAGAAACACCAGCAGUUAUAGUCUCAUGGAAGGAUUGAAACUGAUUGCUCAUGGACCUUAGUGCACAAUCAGACUGAUUCCUUGGUCUUUGAAUCUCAACACCCAAAGAACUUGACGGCUUUGUGCGAUAUUCAAUUUGGCUCCUCAUUCUUAGAAUAGUUUUCAUUCUGCAUAACGUGUGAAGGCUGAUGAACAGAUUCAUGGUGGUUUUUUAUUAUCACACUGACAAAUAGUGGAAUCAUGUCUUUCGGAAACUCAUAUUUCCCCACAGAUGCGCAUAUGUUUUUUGGCAUGCAAAAUUUUGUUGGGCGGAUCUCUUGAAUUUUGUUAGGGAAGCAAACACAUGCCAUUGCUGUGAACUUUGGUACAACUACCAAGAUUAGCUAACCUAUGUUUUUGAGAAAGCUGUGCCAGAAAUCCUCUGGUUAUGCCAGACGGAGAAUUUUAGUUAUGCAGGAGCUUAAGAGAGAAAGCAGGGGUUUCACAACAAUUGGGGAUGUGCAGGGGUAUGCUCACUGAAGUUGCACAUCUGGUCUGCCCUCUUUACCUGGUUUUGCAACAUUGUUGCUGACGGAUAAAUGCAAUGAUCAAAUAGAAUGGUCUUCACAAAGAUCAAUUUUUUGAUGGAUACGACUUAAACAAUGAUUCAUAUACACACAAUCAUAUUGAAACACAAAUAUGUAUACAUUGCUGUGGUUCUGAGCCUCUUGUUCUAAAUAAAAAUAAAAUAAAAUAAUUAUCUCUGAUGUUGUUUCUAAACUGA